UUCUCCAGCCAACUUUUUUCUAGUUUCUACUAACAAUGGAGGCAAAGCUGUUGAGAAUCACCUCAAUCUCCAGAAUUCCCAGAAAGCUUUUAGCCCACCGGAGCCAUCAUCAAGAUUGCACCUUUCAAUUUCUCAUUUCAAGCUGCAGUGCUAUGCACGCCAUUCCCUCAGCUCAACCGCUUCCAAAUUGGCGAAUGGGAAUGAAGAGCAGAGUAGAUGAGACAGGGAAUUACACACUAGAGGGUGUAAGAAUAUCUUUAGUUCGGUUAGAGGAUAGCAUUAUAUCUGGCCUUGUGGAGAGAGCUCAGCAUCGUUACAACCCGGAUACAUAUGACCCUAAUGCUUUUGUAAUGGAUGGCUUCCAUGGCUCUUUGGUGGAGUACAUAGUUAAAGAAACGGAAAAAAUUCAUGCCAAAGUUGGAAGGUAUUCGGACCCUGAUGAGCAUCCUUUCUACCCGCUUGAAUUGCCCGAACCACUAUUGCCACCCCUUCAACACCCACAGGUUCUACACCCAAAUGGUGCUUUGGUCAAUAUCAAUGCCAAAAUAUGGGACAUGUAUUUCAAAAAGCUUCUUCCAAGGUUAGUGGAAGAAGGCGAUGAUGGUAAUUGUGGAUCCACUGCUGUUUGUGACAGUUUUUGCCUUCAGGUCCUCUCAAAGAGAAUUCAUUAUGGCAAAUUUGUUGCAGAAGCAAAAUUUCAAGCUUCACCAGACCUCUAUAAGGCUGCAAUCCGAGCAAAAGACAGAAAUAGGCUUAUGCAAUUGCUGACCUGCCCAGAAGUUGAAGAACUGGUAAAGAAGAGAGUAGAGAUGAAGGUCAGAGAACACUUUCAAGAGGUUACCAUUGACAUGGAAGGGGAGAGCAAGAGUGAUCCAAAGUACAAAAUAAAUCCAAUCUUUGUUGCUAAUCUGUAUGGGGAUUGGGUCAUGCCAUUGACAAAGGAAGUUGAGGUUGAAUACCAAAGUUAACCUAGCAAUUUAGGACAAUUUGUAAGCGAAUUGCUAAUGAAACAACUACUAUCAUAAAUUAGAGUUUUGGAACAAAGUUGUCAACUUUAAAUUGAAUUUACAUUCAAAAUUCCUUGAUUAAGUUAA
Molecule: messenger RNA, 1094 nt
Organism: Ipomoea triloba (trilobed morning glory)
Lineage: Eukaryota; Viridiplantae; Streptophyta; Magnoliopsida; Solanales; Convolvulaceae
Product: chorismate mutase 1, chloroplastic-like
Exons: 6
Coding region: 36-968 (310 amino acids)
Biological process (GO): aromatic amino acid biosynthetic process; chorismate metabolic process
Cellular component (GO): cytoplasm
Molecular function (GO): chorismate mutase activity
Source: RefSeq, a predicted model, not a curated record